Messenger RNA from Helianthus annuus (common sunflower), 363 nucleotides. RefSeq names its product heavy metal-associated isoprenylated plant protein 2. Gene Ontology annotation, molecular function: metal ion binding. Lineage: Eukaryota; Viridiplantae; Streptophyta; Magnoliopsida; Asterales; Asteraceae. The transcript has a single exon. The record is from RefSeq and is a predicted model, not a curated record. Bases 1 to 363 code for a protein of 120 amino acids.
AUGCAUCAGAAAAUAGAGGUGGAAGUGAAUAUGCAUUGCGAAAAGUGCAGGACUGACGUUCUAAAGUCUGUGACCAAACUUUCAGGCAUCGAUCAAGUAUCAGUUGAUCUUGAAAAACAGAUGUUAGUCGUAGUUGGAGAUGAUGUUGAUCCGGUGAGUGUGGUAGAACGUGUUAAGAAAACCGGAAAAAGAGCCAAAAUUAUUACUGUUGGACCAUCCAAAAAACCGGAUCCUCCAGUUUCUCCUAUAUGUGAAUCUAUCAUAAGUGGGUACCCUUAUCCUGUCUGUACCGAUGUAUAUCCUGUAGCUGUCGUGUAUCCCCAACCAUGUGAUUAUGAAACUGGAGGAUGUGUGAUUCAAUAA